UGAAGGAUGGAAGAGAAGCAGUUUGCCGGGAUUCUGAACGGAGCAGUUCCAGGCGAGCCAGUGAAGAGGGAUGAAAACUCCCGGAGAGGGAACUGGGGCAACCAGAUUGAGUUUGUCCUCACCAGUGUGGGCUAUGCUGUGGGCCUGGGGAACGUCUGGAGGUUUCCCUACCUCUGCUACAGAAAUGGAGGAGGUGCCUUCAUGUUACCGUACUUCAUCAUGCUGGUGUUCUGCGGCAUCCCUCUCUUCUUCCUCGAGCUGUCCUUCGGUCAGUUCGCCAGCCAGGGCUGUCUGGGAGUCUGGAAGAUCAGCCCUAUGUUCAAAGGUGUGGGCUAUGGCAUGAUGGUGGUGUCCACCUACAUUGGGAUCUAUUACAACGUGGUCAUCUGCAUUGCCUUUUACUACUUUUUUAAGUCCAUGACAAAGCUUCUUCCAUGGACCUACUGCACCAACCCCUGGAACACACCGGACUGCAGCGGGGUGGUGGGCGGCAAUCCACUCAACGCUAGUUUGGCUAAUGCUACCACCAGCCUGGUGGCUGGAGUGUCUGAGGUGGUCAACCGCACCAAGAGGACCAGCCCCAGUGAGGAGUACUGGAAACACCAUGUGUUGAACAUCUCUGAUGAUAUUGGGAACUUUGGAGAGGUGCGUCUUCCUCUCCUGGGCUGCCUGGCUGUGUCCUGGGUUGUUGUCUUCCUCUGUCUCAUCAGGGGCGUUAAAUCCUCUGGAAAGGUGGUCUACUUCACAGCCACUUUCCCCUACCUGGUUCUGACCAUCCUGUUCAUCCGUGGCAUCACCCUGGAUGGAGCCAUCAACGGCAUCAAGUACUACCUGACUCCACAGUGGCAGAAGGUCCUCGAUGCAAAGGUGUGGGGAGAUGCAGCAUCUCAGAUCUUCUACUCUCUGGGCUGUGCAUGGGGGGGUCUCAUCACCAUGGCUUCCUAUAACAAGUUCCACAACAACUGUUUCAGAGACAGCAUCAUCAUCAGUGUGACCAACUGUGCGACCAGCGUGUAUGCCGGCUUCGUCAUUUUCUCCAUCCUGGGCUUCAUGGCCCACAACCUGAACGUCCCCGUGUCGGAGGUGGCCGACCACGGCCCGGGCCUGGCCUUUGUGGCCUACCCAGAAGCCCUCACUCUGCUGCCCAUCUCCCCUCUGUGGUCACUGCUCUUCUUCUUCAUGCUCAUCCUGCUGGGACUGGGGACUCAGUUCUGUCUGCUGGAGACUCUGGUGACGGCCAUCGUUGAUGAGAUCGGUACAGACUGGAUCAUCAGGAACAAGACGGUCGUCACGCUGUCAGUGGCCAUCGUUGGAUUCUUACUGGGAGUCCCACUAACCACACAGGCAGGAAUCUACUGGUUGCUGCUGAUGGACAACUACGCUGCUAGUUUCUCUUUGGUCAUCAUCUCCUGCAUCAUGUGCAUCUGCGUCAUGUAUGUUUAUGGCCACAGGAACUACUUUAAAGACGUUGAGAUGAUGCUGGGCUUCCCUCCUCCUCUCUUCUUCAAAGUGUGCUGGAGAUUCAUCUCCCCCGUCAUUAUCUCAUUCAUCCUGAUCUUCACAGUGAUCCAGUACAAGCCCAUCACCUACAAUGACUACGUGUAUCCCGGCUGGUCUCUGGCUAUCGGCUUCUCCAUGGCUCUGUCCUCAGUGGUCUGCAUACCCAUCUAUGCCCUCUACAAGAUCUCCAGGUCCCCAGGAGCCACCUUCAGAGAGCGGUUGAAGCACGCUUGCCGGGCACAUCCGAAGUGGGGCCCCGCCCUGCAGGAGCACCGGACAGGCCGCUAUGCCCCCAUGGCCUCCGAAGACACUGUGGAGGCCCGCCCCCUCAAGGAGAAGGAGGAGCUGAAGGAGGAGCUGAAGGAAGAGCUGAAGGAGGAGGAGAAGGAGAGGAAGGAUGACAUCAGCCUCACCAUCCAGGGAAGCAACGGCUCCACCAACACACACAACAACCCCAACCCCAGCGCAUAGACAGCGCCACCAGGGGCCCCACCAUCUCUUCCUCCCUUCUCCUCCCUUCUCCUCCAUCCUCACCCCACUUUCCCACAGUCCUCUGUGGGGGAGAUCCCAUUCGCUGGAGACCUUUACAUAUUGUAAGGGCUUAUUAUAUCUAUCCUAACCUCUUCUAUCUAUCUAUCUAUCUAUCUAUCUAUCUAUCUAUCGAUCUGUGUGUUGUCUCUAGAUAAACGACGAAGAAGAAAAAAAAAACACGAAAGGAAGAAAAAAUUGGGUCAUCAUCCAAAAGAUUUGUGUGUAUGUUAGUGUGUGUGUGUGGGUGGGUUGUUAAUUUGUUACAAAUAAUUUAAUAAUGCAGUUUGUUUUUUCCUUUCAUUUUUUGUAAAACUUGUACAUGUCAUCUUCAUAUGCAGUUAGAGGUACAGUAGAUUGUGACGCUGCAUGUGUUUGUUUUGUGCAUGCAGCAAAAAAUAGAGACACACACUGUUUCUCCUUUAUUCUGUUAGCUGGGUCUGUUGGGGAUUUUUGGGACUUUCUAGCAGCAGUGUUUUUUUGACAGCUGGAGACUUGUGAAGCGAUACACAGUGGUGCUGUUAUAAAGAGGAGCAGGGUGAACUGUGCCUGAACUGGCCAUUUACAGUUUGAUGAUGCUUAAAGAUGGAAAUCGGCUCAAUUCGAUGGCCAGAAAAAGAGGCGUAUACACUCAUUCACACCCAUACACUCACACUAUUGUACAUUUUACAGCACACAGUGACCUCAACCGUAGUUGAUCUCAGCUUAAGACUAAGCCUGUUGUUAUGUUAUGCUGCUUCUUUAAAAAGUUCCACAGAGCACACAUACGUAUUUAACACCACCCGAGAUGGCGACUGACACUUAGGGCUGAUUUUCUGUGGAAGUUUUUCCUCCAUUUGUAACGUUUUCCACUAAAGCUGCUUAAACUUUGAAAAACUCAGCAGAGAAAUAUCAGCGAACUUAAACGGUGCUGUACUCUCUGCCUCCACAUUCACUCACACACACACAUAUACACCCUCAUAAGCAUUUGUUUCUAGUUUUUUGACAGAAGAUAUCCCAGUGCCCAUUUCUCAGGGUCUAAGUUUGGUUUCUUGUUGUUCCUUGCCUGUGGAAACCUUGUCUCGAUAAGACGAUAAGAUGGCCUGUAAAGGGAUAGUUUGGCUUUUUUGAAAUGUGGUUGUAUAACCGGCAUGGAAACUAAACAAUGUACUGCUGUAAACAGGGGCAGCAGCAAAAUGUACUUUAACCACCUAAAAAAUGGAAUAUCAGUUUAAGUGUCUGCUUUAUUUCAAAUAUUUUCACUGCUUUACAUUGACGACUAUUACAUCCAUCUAUCCUUCAAAGCCACCAAUUCCUUUGAUAAAAUCAGUGAUUUUGCCCAUAUAAAGAUGGACAACUUGUCCCCACUUCCUCCUGCUGGGAAAAAAAAUGAAGCCAAAACGUCCAGGAUAUGGGCGCUGCCAUUUUGAAACCAGAGUCUGAACAGUAGGUGUAGGUCCAUACAUCCUCCUCACCAAUUGUGAGUCAGUCAAGAAUGAUGUCUAACCCCUUUUUCAUGGCCUUCAAUAUCAAAUUAAAACCCAACUUAAAA
Molecule: messenger RNA, 3559 nt
Organism: Centropristis striata (black sea bass)
Lineage: Eukaryota; Metazoa; Chordata; Actinopteri; Perciformes; Serranidae
Product: sodium- and chloride-dependent glycine transporter 1-like
Exons: 13
Coding region: 7-1971 (654 amino acids)
Biological process (GO): neurotransmitter transport; glycine import across plasma membrane; sodium ion transmembrane transport
Cellular component (GO): plasma membrane
Molecular function (GO): glycine:sodium symporter activity
Source: RefSeq, a predicted model, not a curated record